Molecule: messenger RNA, 16662 nt
Organism: Caenorhabditis auriculariae
Lineage: Eukaryota; Metazoa; Nematoda; Chromadorea; Rhabditida; Rhabditidae
Source: the annotation of a GenBank genome assembly
AUGAUAAUAGCAUACGUGCGCGGUGUCCUAUCGCGAUCCGGCGACGGUCGAAGCAACGGCAGUGAGGAGCAGUGGGGAAGGCGGCGGACUGGGGAUCACGAGGUCAUAGGUUCGGUGCUCACGCAGUGCAAACUUUUUUUGCAGUUUUUUCUUUUUUGGAUGCUUUCGUGUAAGUGCUCCUUUUUUGAGUUUUGGGGCGUAUAAACACGAAAACACUGCAUUCAAACAGCUGGACUUCUUUCUUACAGCAAUCUUUCGCAUUUUUGUGAGGUAUAACCAUAGUCCCAUGGUUAGGCUUCAGGCCCUUGGAUAGACUACUGGCACAAUCGCGAUACCCCUGUGCGAUUCGUGUGUGGCUGUAUUCUGUGCUCAUCAAGGCUCAACGGCACGAGUUAUGCACAGAAGAACGAGGGGAAGAACCGUGAAAUCAUGCUUUCAACUUGAUCCACUACACAUUUGGGCUUAUAGUUAACCAAAAAGUUGUUCGUUAUAUUCCAAUACUACGAAACGCUCACAUAGCUUAUGACUGUUUGCCCUUAUGGUCUGAACUUUCGGCGUUUACAUUUAGAUCACCAGUUUAUCUAUCAGAUCGCGUGAGCCGAUCUCAGCUGUUCAAAGCUCUUCGGUCGACGCGACUGAUCAUCAGAUCGGUCGGGGUCCUGUCGGAGUCAGACAGGAUCCUGGUGAGAACCAGGAGAUCUCGUUCACCUGUUUCAAACCAAAAACCGGAUCUAACAUGGAGCCGAGGUCUGAGGCCUCGUGCUACACAACGCUCAAACCAACGGAGACAGAUGUCCGUAAAUUAAGCGAACGUGGAUCCACGAAUGAACCAAGAUCCAGGGUCUCACUGACAGUCAGAGUUACAAGAAAUUGGUGAUCCCAAUUAGGAGCAUUAUUGGAACUCCGAAGUAAAUUUCGUCGAGAUCCGGGUCCUCGGGAACGAAUCAUAUAGGCAUAACCAACGGCUUCAGUGUUACUGAAAACCUCAACUGGUCUUUCUCAGGUUGACAAAUCUCUUUGUUCUUGCCUGAGAAAGACCAGUUGAGGUUUCCAGUAACAAACUGAAGCCGUUGGUUAUGCCGAAAUCAGACAGGAGGCGGUUGGCGAGCAGGAAGUGCAAGUUUUUCGAUAUGACCGAUCAAGUUCUUGUUCAACACCUAGUCGAUUACAUCUACAACUCUAACAAAAUAAGUGAUUGAUCUAUUGAUUCAAUAAAAAGUCUAUUUUGUUCUCUUCCUCCUAUGUAGACUCUCCUCCAAAAAAAACCACGAAUGCCAGAUUUCUCAGCUUUAGACGUUCCGGGAGAAAAAAAAGGGAACAUGGCCGCUUGAUCAAAUACACGUUUGGACUUCCAGUUCGCCAAAAAAUUGUUCGAUAUGACCCAAAAAGUUCUUUUUCAGCGCCUAGUCCAUUACAUCCAUGACUAGAACAACAAAAUAAGCGAUUAAUCGAUUUAUUUAAUAAAUCCAAUGCCUCCAAUGUAGUCUCUCUCCCAAAAAACACCACGGAUGCCAGAUUUCUCAGCUUCAGACGUUCCGGCGAACGAAGGGAAGAAAAAGGUGAACGUGGCCGCUUGAUCAACUACACGUUUGGACUUCCAGUUCGCCAAAAAAUUGUUCGAUAUGACCCAAAAAGUUCUUUUUCAGCGCCUAGUCCAUUACAUCCAUGACUAGAACAACAAAAUAAGCGACUAAUCGAUUUAUUUAAUAAAUCCAAUGCCUCCAAUGUAGUCUCUCUCCCAAAAAACACCACGGAUGCCAGAUUUCUCAGCUUUAGACGUUCCGGGAGAAAAAAAAAGGCGAACGUGGCCGCGGAGCCAGUUGCCAUGGCCACAAGAAUCCGUCGAUUGAGAGUUCGGCGCCGUCGGCGGCCAUCCCAAAACGUCUCCAUUACCUUCUUUCCAGGGCCAAUUUUCUCUCUUUCAUCUCUUCCAUUAUUCACAAAAUGUCCUUUGUAUCAAGUUUAUAAAGUUUCUCAAGUUCCUCCUUAAAACAAUUGAGUUUAUUUUAUGGGUUUUUUUAAAGGCCGAGAAACAUGGAAAAAGUGCUCCAAUGCUACUUUUGGAGCAUUUUGCCGUUCAGGAAUUUUUAUGAUAAGGCUAGAAAUUUCAAUGAUCUUCUUGAAAAUAUAAUGUUCCAAGCCUUGAAAACGAUUUUAAGAAUCUUCUUAUGAAAAAAAAAUCCACUAUUAAGCAUUUUUUUUUUGGCUUAAUUUUCUCUUCUUCAUCUCUUUUAUCAGAUUAUCAUGAACCUCUAUGCCUUUUGUGAUAAAAUAUGGAGAUUAUUGGGUUCCUUGAAGAGAAUAAGCUUAACGGAAAGUCUUUUAACAAAGUGAUUUGCUUCAAAAAACCCAAAAAAUGUGCUUUUUAAAAAAUGUCGAAGAAAAAUUCUAUACUUUCUUAUUAUAUUUUAUCAUCAAGGCUUAAAUUUUCCGGAUUUUGGUAAAUUCAAAUCAAAAUGAGGUCCAAAAUGAAGAAAAAACGCUUCGAUAUUGAAAAAAUGCAGUUUUGGGUCAAUUUCAACCAUAUUUUCUUUGAUCGUGUUCACUAAUUUGAAGCUUUUUUUCAUUUGAAAUCGUUAAACUUCUACUCAUUUUUUUAAAAAAAUCGUUUCAAGCCCCUUUUUACGAAAAAUUAUGACUGUCUUGAGCGCAAAUUUUUCUUGAAAAAAAUCAAGAAAAAAAUCCCAAAAUUGUAGAAAAAAAUUGACUUCUUUGCAGUGACUUCUGCUAUUUCUUCCAUUUGAAAUUUCUCCUCCGAGCUUUUUUUGUGAUUUCCAUUUCAAUAGGACUAAUUAUUUCCGAAAAAAAUACGACCUUUUUUUAUGCCUUGAAAAAAUUUCUUUACAUUUUUUUCUUUUUAAUGAAAAGGAGAGACAUUAGCCGUUUAAUCUUUUAAAUUUUUCCUAAAAAAACUAUUUUUUUCUAACUACCUUUUCUAAGACCCUCUCAAUAAUCUCCAUGUGAUUAGAUGUUCCAAAAUCGGAGAAAACGGCCAUUUUUUACGUCUUGAAAAAAAAAAUUCGUCUUCACUGUAUUUAUUUUUAAUGGAAGGAGAGACACUAGCCGUUUAAUCUUUGAAUUUUCCUAAAAGUUAUUUUUAAUCCUCCGAAUGAUCUCCUUUUCCAGGUUAUUAGGUGCUCCAAAAAUUGAGGUGUUCUAAAAAUUAAAAAAAAUACAGCCUUUUCUAUGACCCUACCAAUAAUCUCCAGAUGUCCUAAAAAACGGGCAUUUUUUACAUCUUGAAAAAAUUUUCUUUACAUUUUUUCUUUUAAUGCAAGGAGAGACAUUAGCCGUUCAAUCCCUUCCGCAAAUUAUUUUUGAUCCCAAUGACCCGCCUCAAAAAAUCUAUUUUUCCCACACCCUAUGUACACUUGCUAAUCGUAAUAACUCACCUUGGCAACAAAAGUCGCGAUAUGGAGAUUGAAUUGGUCGAAGAAAAUAGGGGGGGCAAUUAGAUUUUGAGGGUUGAGGGACUCGGAUUUCGGCAAGUCGGCGAGACGAGGAGCCACCGCCGGCCCCCGUCAUGUCCUCAGCCAUCACCCUCGCCGAGAGGUUCGCAUCUCAAAUAUCGAUAUUAUUGAUUGAAAAGCUUUUGAAGUGCUCUUGCCAUCUACAAAAAGUUAUUGAAUGGUCAUAACUGAAAAAAAUACUACGAGAAUGAUUUUGUCCUUAGGUUCAGUAGUGAAAUUCGGCCAAAUUUCUUUUUACGAACGCCAGAGUGAUUUCGAGAGGGGUUCGGGACCAAAAAGGCCCUAUAGGGACCACUCGAUAGCUCCUUAAUAUUCGGGACCUUUUAUCCCAGAAGCUAGGACCGAAUCUGCUGCAAGAGCAAUUUUUCCAUUUCCGAAGAGUACGGUAUGUAAAAGUCCGCAAUUUAACUUGCAUGUGUUUACACUUUUGUUGCGUGACUCGGCUUUUUUUUUUCUUUAAAUUUGAGCUUCAUCAAAAUGAAUAAUAUGCCGUGAUUUCCGCGAAAUGUAAAAUGAUUUCUGACCCUCCAAAAUUUGAUUAUCUUUUUUUUUCUCUGACGGCGAUUUUGGAUUUCGCGGAAUCAGUUUGUACACGGCAAUAACCAUAGAAAAAAUCUAAAAGUGAAGAAAAACACGAAAAUGGGCCACCCGGACACGUUACGCAACAAAAGUGCAAACACACGCAAGUCAAAUUGCGGACUUUCACAUACCGUACCCUUCGAAAAUAUAAAAAUGCGUUCUUGCCACAGAAUUGGUCCUAACUUUUGGGAUAAAAGGUCCCAAGCACUUUGGAGCUCCAGAGUGGUCCCUAUAGGGGCUGUUUGGUCCCUAACCCCUCUUGGAACUAUUCUGGCGUUCCUAAAAAGAAAAUUGGCUGAAUUUCACUUCUGGACCCAGGAAAAAAUUGUUCUCGUAGUCUUUUUUUUUUCAGUUUUGACCAUUCAAAAGCUUAAAAAAUUUUCCAAGAAUUAGAUAAUAUGGCUUGAAGCCGCUUAAAAUAAACUAUAAACAAUUUUUAGGGAACAUUUUUUUUUUUUAAUUUCUUUUCUCACAACUUCCUCCUCGGCAAGAUAAACGCUUCCGAAAACAUUCAUUUUUCGUUCUUGCAAAUCCCCAAUUUCCAUAGCGAAAAGAAAAAAAAAGGGAUGCAAUUAGAGAUGAAUCACUUCUAUUUGCUAUGAUUAUUAAGGAUGAGAGCAAAAAUCUCGUGAAAAUUGGAAAAAACAACAAUUCCUUUAAUUAAUUAAAAAUGAUGGUUUCUUGGGAUUUUCUAUAGAAUAUUUUAAUUAAAAGCCUGAUUAGUAGUCAGAUUAAUUAAAUGAGAAAUUGAUGGAUUAUUAGUUCAUGGGAAAUUCGCUGGCCUGGUCCAAUUGAAGCGUAGUUCCAUUAAUCAAAUUGGAUAAUUGAUAAACGAGUUCAAAAAUCCGUAGAAAAACCUACAGUACCUAAAAAAAUGAUGUUACUGUAGCUGAUGGGAAAAAGGAGGUAAGUUUUUUGAUAAGCUUGGAGUUACCGUAUCCUCAGGCAAUUUCAAUAUUACUUAUAAUCCGUAAAAACUGGAGACAAAUCCACAGUACCUCAAGAAAUGGAGGUACUGUGGUUGUUGAGGAAACUAGGGGUUACUGUACCAUCAGGCUACCUGAACGAAGGAACUUAAAAAUCAAAGAAAACUGGACAAAAAUCCACAAUACCUCAAAAAAAGCAGGUACAGUAACUGAUGGAAAAACAGAAAAACGUUUUUUUUUUUGAAACUUAGAGUUACCGUAUCUACAGACAAGUCCAACUCGACUAGCAAUCUAAAAAUCAAUAAAAUCGGUGAAAAAUUCCACAGUACCUCAAGAAAUGAAGGUACUGUAAUUUUUUUGAGCAAACUAGAAAAAAAUUUGAAUAAAUAUAAUAAUUUAUCUCUUACAGUAUAUUCAGACGAUUUAAACCUCACUAAGGAUCUGAAAAAUCCAUGCAAACCGUUAAAAAAAUCCACAGUACCUCAAAAAAUGAUGUUACUGUAACUGAUGAGAAAAUCGACAUAAGUUCAACUUUUUUUUUUGGAUCGACUGGGAGAGAUGAGAAUCACCGUACUUUCAGGCAGUCCAAACCGAAAUUUUUUUAAAUUUUGGAUAAUCCGGAUAUCCUAGAAGCUACCUUAUCUUUUUUUAAUAAUAUUAUUUAUUUACAGGCAGAACAAAAUAACAUGUACAGAAAAAAAGAGAAAAAAAUUUGGCAUUAAGCCUGAAAUAAAUAAAUAAAAGGCACUUGAGGCCCUCACGAGCCUCUGAGCCAGUAAUGAAAGAAUAAGAGGUGAGGAUUGCACAAAGGUAAAAAAAGUAAAUAGAAAAGAAAGCAUAAUAAAUUAUGACACAGUGUAGCACAGGUAAAUGGGGAAUUUAAUUGGUUGUGAUGAUAUAGACGCGCAUAAGAUGGAUUAGAGUAGGGCUGAAGCACGGGUGCCUGGUUCAACGGAGUCUGCUGGGAAUAGAUCCAAAAAGGAAAUUGUUAUCGAGGGAUAGUAACAAAGACCUGAAACGAUCUGGAGAAACAUUGAGGUUUCCCAAUGUAGCCAGUUUAUUCCAAAGAGGGAUGAACGUCUCAAAGAAAUUUUCGAAACGAAUCCCUACUCUGAUAAGACGUGAUGGAGCACGUACUGAAUUUGAUCUCUUCAGGCAAUUUUAAACUUAAUCCAAAACUAAAAAGUUCAUGAAAACUGUAGAAAAAUCCACAGUACCCCAAAAAAUUUAAGUACUGUAAUUGAUGAGAAAAUCGACAUGAGUUCAAUUUUUUUUUUGGAUCGACUGGGAUAAGCUGAUAGUGUCUGUACCUGCAGGCAAUCCAAACCUCACUAAAACCUGAGAAAGCAAAAAAAAACUGUAGAAAAUUCCACAGUACCUCAAAAAGUGAAGAUACUGUAGAAAAUGAGAAAAAUUGAAAAAAAGAAAGGUUCUGAAUAAAUGAAAUAAUUUUGGAGUUACCACAUAUUCAGGCGAUUCAAAACUUACUGGAAAUCUAAAAAAAACAAUAAAAACUGUAGAGCUCAAUCUGACUAAAAAAAAGUCUUUCCCCAUGCUUUAAGCCCAAUUUUGCCUUAAUUACCUUAGUUACGACCUUAAUAAACUCUCACAAAACCUGAACUUGCCUUAAGUGCCUUAGUUACAACCUUAAUAAACUCUUAAAACACAAAACUACCUUAAGUACCUUGCUUACCACCUUAAUAAACUCUCGAAACCUAAAAUUCCUUAAUUACCUUAGUUAUGACCUUAAUGAACUCUCAAAACUCAAAAUUGCCUUAAGUACUUUAAUUAUGACCUUAUCAAACUCUUUAAACCCAAUUUUACCUUAAGUACCUUAGUCACCACCUUAAUAACCUUCCUCAGGUAUGUCAUGACGAAGAGACUCGGCGACGGGACAUUUGGCGAGGUACUUCUGGCCAAGAAAAUCGACACCGGCGAUAAAGUCGCCAUUAAACGGUCGGCUUUGGAAAUUAUUCAUAUUUUGAAUUUUUUGCAGGAUGAAGAAGAAGUUCUACAGUUGGGACGAGGCGAUGGCCCUUCGAGAAGUCAAAUCGUUGAAAAAAUUAAAUCAUCCCAAUAUUAUCAAGCUCAGAGAGGUUAUUUUUUACGGGGAAAGUGCGCUCCAACGAUAAAAUGGUCUGAUUGGCUUGAAAAAAAAAGCGAAAUUGACAUUUUGAAGGUGGAAAUUCUUUUUUUAGACUUUAAAUUCCCAAUUUUCCAAUUUCUAACAGUCCUAUCAAAAUCUAUCACACAGUAGCUUGACAAACCAGGAAAAAAUUAAAUUAUCCCAAUAUUAUCAAGCUCAGAGAGGUUAUUUUUUACGAUGAAAGUGCGCUCCAAUGAUAAAAUGGUCUGAUUGGCUUGAAAAAAAAGCAAAAUUAAUUUUUUGAAGCUGAAAACUCUUUUUUUAGACUUUACUAUCAUAAUCUAUCACACAGUAGCCUGAUAAAUCAGAAAAAAUUAAAUCAUCCUAAUAUUAUCAAGCUCAGAGAGGUUAUUUUGUAAGAUGAAAGUGCGCUCCAAUGAUAAAAUGGUCUGAUUGGCUUGAAUAAAAAGCGAAAUUAAUUUUUUGAAGGUGAAAAUGCAUUUUUUAGAUUUUACUAUCAUAAUCUAUCACACAGUGACCUCAUAAAUCGCUCAUUUUUCACCAAAAAAUCCGAAAAAAAGCUCGAUUUUCCCACCCAAUUACGCUUCAUUGAACCCAAAGAGGCCGAAUUUUCCAGGUUAUUCGAGAAAACGACGUUCUUUAUUUCGUUUUCGAGUUCAUGCAGGAGAAUCUAUACGAGUUGAUGAAGGAUAGGUACGUUUUCUUUCGGAAAAAAUGGGAAAAAUUUUUUUUUUCAGGGACAGAUAUUUUCCGGAAAGCGUCAUCCGAAAUAUCAUCUAUCAAGUGUUACAAGGGCUAGCUUUUAUGCACAAAAACGGUAAAAUAUGGAUUUUUUAGAGAAAAAAUUGGGAUUAUAGUGUCUUAGGAAGCACUUAGAAUCUUGAGAAGCCAGAAAAUUCGAAAAAAUAAGAAAAAAUGAUUUUUUAAAGCUUCAGAAUUGAUAUUUUUGUUGAAAAAAGGGCAAGAAUCAAUGGUUUUUCACAAAUUUCAAUCGCGAAUAUUGAAUUAUACCGGAUUUCCGAUGAUUUUAGUGAAUUCAUAGGCAAAAAAUAGUUGAAAAAUCAAAUUUUCCAAGCCCAAAAAUUUUUUUUCACCCUUCAAAAGUACACAGGUAAAUCGUCCCCAAGUACAGCUUUUCCUCAAUUUUUUUCUCAAAAUAAAAUCCAAGUUCAAGGGUUUUUCCAUCGCGACAUGAAGCCGGAGAACAUCAUGUGUAACGGGACGGAACUCGUCAAAAUCGCCGAUUUCGGUUUGGCGAGAGAAAUUCGAUCGAAACCUCCCUACACCGACUACGUUUCAACGAGAUGGUUUAACAAAAUUCUUAUGAAAAAAAAUGUUUUCUGGAUAGUCCGUAAUUCAAUAUAUCGAUAUGAAAGAGCUGAAAAACCAGCAUGGAAAAAAUAGCCGCGAUAAAAAAAUUUGAGGAAGUAAAAGUGCUCCAUGGACAAUAAUUGAAAUUUCACAGAUUUCAAGGCUUCAAGACAGGAUUUCAAUGGGAGCUAGUGGAAUAUUAAGUGGGCCAGGAAAAAAUUAUUAGAAACGACUUCAAAAUCCAAAAAAGGAUAUCUUGUCUCAAAAUUCUUCAAAUUAGCGCUGGAGCGCAAAAGUUCACUUUAUCGCGGUUAUUUUUUCCCUAGGUUCUUUCGAAUUUAAAUUGAGUCCUUGUAAAUGCUAUUUCUCUCUGAAAUCUUCAAAUUAGCCUUGGAGCGCAUUUUUCUUUGAAAUUUCAAUUUGUAAAUUCCGAAUUUAGCUUUGGGGCGCACAACACUUAUUUAAAGCGGCUGUUUUUCAAUAUAUAUAUAUAGAUAGAGCACAUUAUCUCAUUGGAAUAGCGGCCAUUUCUUCCCUAUAAAGUCUAAAAUUAGCCGUGGAGCGCAGAAAUGCUUUUUUCAACGGCUAUUUUUCUCCUAGGCUUUUUCGCGCUGUCUUGCCAAAAAUAUACCCAAAAAUCAGAAUAUUCCUUCCAAGCCUAUUUGCAUUGAUAGAGCACAUUAUCCCAUCAGAAUAGCGGCCAUUUCUUCCCUAGCAAUUCUAAAAUUAGCAGUGGAGCGCAAAAAUGCUUUUUUUCAACGGCUAUUUUUUCCUAGGCUUUUUCGCGCUGUCGCUAUGUCCAAAGUAUACCCAAAAAUCGGUUUUUUUCAUUCCAAGCCUAUUUUUUUAGAAUCAAACUUGAAUUUUUGAUUUUUCCAGGUACCGCGCCCCGGAAAUCCUACUCCGAUCAACCUCCUACAAUUCUCCGAUCGAUGUCUGGGCUCUGGGCGGAAUAAUGGCCGAACUCUACAUGUUGCGGCCUUUGUUUCCAGGAACCUCGGAAAUGGAUCAACUGUUCAAGAUCAUCUCCAUCCUGGGAACACCGACGAAAGUAUGAGAUGAAUAGAACUUCCAGAAAGAAUUUAAAAUUACAGGAAGAAUGGCCGGAAGGUUAUCAAUUAGCUAGCGCCAUGAAUUUCCGGUUUCAACAGGUGGUGGCGACGCCUAUGGAACAGGUAGGUACUGAAGAAAAAAAAUAGAGAAGCUUCGUCUUUUUCAAAAAGACCUGAAUUUUUCAAAUGUUCGUUCAAAAAUUACCAAACAAAAAAAGUUACAGCGUUGAACUUGAAAAUAAAAAUACAUUUUUUCAAGCUACAUAAAUGGAAUUGGCCUUGAUGAUCUUAAAAAUGAAACAUUCCGACACCAUUUUUGAAAGUUACUCAAAUGUAAACAGGAAAGGUCGAAAAAGGCUGCGGAAAGGGUCGAAAAAGGCUCCGAAAAGGGUCGAAAAAGGCUCCGGAAAGGGUCGUAAAAGGCUCCGGAAAGGGUCGAAAAAGACUCCGGAAAGGGUCGAAAAAGACUCCGGAAAGGGUCGAAAAAGGCUCCGGAAAGAGUCGAAAAAGGUUCCGGAAAGAGUCGAAAAAGGCUCCGGAAAGAGUCAAAAAAGGCUCCCGAGAGGGUCGAAAAAGGCUCCGGAAAGGGUCGAAAAAGGCAAUUUUCGUUUAAGGGUGAGAAAAGCUCCUUUUUUACCGCUUUUUGGCGCCAUUUUAUCGGCUUUUUUUGCAUCAUUUUUGCUCUUGAGCCUUUGAAACCCCAGGAAAAAUGGAAGGCUCGAUAAAGAGACUCUCUUUGCUGCCAUUCUGGGGCCUUUUCAAAGCCAUUCUGGGUCCUUUCUGCAGCUUUUUUGCGCCCUUUUUGCGGCCUUUUUACUGCCUUUUUACUGCCUUUUUGCGGCCUUUUUGCUGCCUUUUUUGAGCCUCUCCUCUCAGCGGCCAUUUUCCACCAUUUUGACCUUGCCCGAGAAUACUCAAGUCACCUAAAGCUGUACAAUGCAGUUUCUUGCAUUCUAAAUCCUUAGGGUUCCCCCUGUUCUGUCAAUUAUAAUUUUAAACCGAAGAAUUGAUUUACAGGUAGUGAACACGAUAAGUAAAGAAGGAAUGCGGCUAAUGAUGGACAUGAUGAUUUGGAGUCCGGAAAAACGGCCUAGCGCUGCGCAGGUUUGAUUAUUUUCACGUUUAAGAGUUCAUGAGAAAGGAAAAAUCGGAAUUUUUAAGGAUUUUCAGCUCCUUCUAAGGGUCCUCAGAGAUUUUUCUAGGCAUAAUUAUUUCAACUCAUUUGAAUAUUUAUUUCACUCUGAUACAUAAAACAACAUGAACUACAAAUAAAAAUACAUAGUUUGAGCAAGAAUUAUAUUAGAGUGAAAUUAGGACCGGUUUUUAAUACGCCCUCACGAGCGAAUUUACCGGUAUAGAGAAUAGGACACGUAGUAGGAUUUUUGAUCACAGUAGACGUAAGGGAAUGUUGGAAAAGAGUUCUUCGUUGCUUAGCGAGUCGAGAAACUUUCUGAAACGGGUGGUAGACGUGUUAGGGUUGAAUCUUGAGCAGAGUCUAUUCCAAAGAGGAAUGACAGUGCUUAAAAAACUAUUAAAUCUGGGACCAGUCUGAAUCAAACGAAAAGGACACCGAGGUGAACGACUUCUACUGAAAAACUUUUCUGCGCUAGGAAAGUGGUAAAUGCCCAGGACGAUUUUUUGAAGCGUUACUAGAGCAAUAGAAGUUCUCCUACGGAAAACAUGAGUAGAACCGAGUACAUCAAGGCGAUGGGAGUAUGCGUCAAAGGAUUUAUGAAAACUCUCAUGAAAACUUGCCUAGUAUAUAAUGACGGUAAGGUUUUUCAAGUAGCACGGACAGUUCUGAAUUUAUAGGCGGUGAGAAGAUUUCAGAGCAAUAGUCAAGAUAGGGUCUAGCGUACAUGUUGAAUAGUAAAUUAUACUGCUGGAUGUUCAAGUGAGCAAAAGCUUUGAGCAGCUGUUUAGAUUUGAGAGUGGCAAUGUUGACAACAUGAUUAAUGUGAGGGCUGAAACACAAAUUUUUAUCGAUAAGGAGACCGAGGUCUCUGACGACAGUUUCAGAUCGAAUAGGUGAGCCAUCAACAUUGUAAACAUGUUCAGGAUUGUUUCUGCCUAGAUGAAGAACAACAGUUUUAUUGGCCGCAACUGGGAGGCCCCAAGUUUUAGACCAAUCGAGCAAUCUAUUUAUACUGUCUUGGAUAGCAUCAGGGUUAUCGGAAGAAAUUUUCAAACUCAUGCUCUCCAAGAGAAUCUUUGAACGGCCAGAACAGUGGGCACAAAAAAUUCAUGUUACUUUUUACGAGCUCAUACUCAUAUCACAACAACUACAAAUGUAUACAAAACUUUUGAACAAGGUUUUGUAAGGCUCCGCCCCUUUUGAGCACUACUGUAGCCGAAAUACGAAAGAUUCUAACUUUUUUCCCCGUGGUCCAAAUCGAAUGAAGCUCUUUUUAAACAAAAAAUGAUGCCUAAAUGAACACUUUUUGUGUUGACACUUUAUUGAAAUAAUUAUUUUUCAUACUGAAAUCAACGAUUUCUUUCGGUUUUUGAGGUUUUGAGGCAGGAAGAACCCCCCGAUCAGUAAAAUUUUAUUAUUUUAAACGAUGCGCCAGGUCUUUCUACUCUAGAAACAAUUGUCCAUAUGUUCCAGUUUCAAGUGAUCUAGUUGACCUCCUUUUAAAAAUUGAUAUGAAACCCAACCUCGAGGCGUUUCCUUGCAGUGUCUCCGGUACAAAUACUUCCAAGUGGCGGAGAAACUCGGGGCUCCGGUGAUGAGUCAACCGGCGCCCGGGACAACCCGGAAGACGAGCGCCGGUUCGACGAAAAGCGACACGAAGGCCGUCAUUGGCAAGGCGGUUCGUUCUGAAAAUCUGAGAGAAAUUUUUGAAGAUCCUAAAAGUAUUAAAAAACGUGGAAACAACUUCAAAACGCAUAUGAAUUCACAAAAUUUUCCCACCUUUUUAAAAAUUUUCGUCAAAUUUUGAAAGUAAUUUUUGACAUCCGUUUAUGAAUAUGAUAAUUCUUUCUAUUUUUUAUAAAUCGACUAUUUUCUGAAACAUUUUUGAUAAAAAUGAGAAGAAAAAACAAAACGAAAAAGCAAAAAAAGACGACUGAAAAUUACUUGUACGACACUCCAGUUAACGCAUCGCAUUGGAGCGCACUUCACCAAACAUCUUCCUUUUUUCUUUUUUUCUCGUUUUUAUUCACUUUUUUAUGUUUUUAUUUGAUUUUUAUGAUAUUUUCUUUAAUAAAUAACCAAGUUUUUAGAAAGAAUACCCCGGAUCGGAAAAACGUCUCGCCGCAACAGUCAAAAGUGCUCGACCGGCAUGCAAAUCGCAAUAUUCCUUUGAAUAAAACCAACAUAUUCGAGAAGUUUGUUUUAUUUUCAUUUCAUUCUCAAGUGUGAAAAAUCACUUUUCAAUGGUUUAUUUUUGAGAAUUUUCGAUUCUAGCUGACAUAUUUCGAGGUCAAAAAUGUUGAAAAAUAAUAAAAUGAGUUGAAUUUCUUUCAUGUUAUUUGUCGAAAAUUUCUACAUUAUCUUGCAUUUUUCUAUUUAUUUUGCUAGCCAAGACAAUGGAGGCUAUUAACCCCAUGUGGCCUUUGCUCCACUGAGAAAAUUGUAACCAAGGGAAACCCUUCUCAUAUUUUAGACCACCAAAACAGGAAACAAUAGAGCCACCAGGUGGUCGUAGUAAACAGGUAAACAUUCGAAUAUUUUGGAAUUUUCGGUCUUUUCAGGGGUUAUUUAGUGUAAUAUUCCCGUUUUUAGAAUAGUUUGAAGUCAUAAAAUUCGGAAAAAUCACCUAAAAGAUUCAAAAUUUCAGAUCCGACACGAAAAUCUCAUUAACAAAAAAUGGCGAGGUUUCUGCCAAGGCGGGUGCAAAGGACAUUUACCUGGCAAAAUCGAAAUAUGUCCCAGGUGAGUUUUUAAACAUUCUGUGACCAUAAUUUUUGAAAAAUUUGUUUUUUUCUAUUUUUUUGAUUUUACAAGGAACCUUCAAACAUAUAGAAGUCAAAAUUGGUUAAAAAUUUUCAAAGGGUUACUUCGAUAGUCCCAGUUUUAUCAAAAUUGUGCUUUUUUGCUUUUUAGUAGAGCUAACGCUUCAUAAACUUUGAAAAAAAGUGAAUUAUAUAUAUAUUUUUUUAAAUCUAGUUUUUUCUCUUUUUAUUUUUUUCAGUCAAUUUUUGAUCAAAUUUUUCAAGCUGGGUUCAUUUUUGCUUCCCUCCUGCCAUAAAUUGUGAAAAUGAUGAAACUGAUCCUUUCUUUGAAUUUGAAAUUACUUCAUUUAUCUCGUUGAAUCCUCUCCAUGCUUCAAUAUGCCUAAAAACUGUUUGAAAUCGCGUUUUUUUCAGUCUUUUUUGAAAAGUGAAGGGUUCUCCUUGAAUUUGAGAGUAUUGAACUUGUCUCUAUGACAAAAAAAAAUCUGAUGCUUCAACAUGCUUAAAAACUCUUUGUAGUCGAGUUACUCUAUGGUUUUUCAUAUCUGAUAAACUUUCGAAGAAGCUGAUUUUCAAGCGCCGUAACCAAGAAAAAAAACAAAAUCCUAAAUUUGUAGUUAUUGAACCUAUUCCUCAUCUCUGUGCCUUAAAACUAAUGAAAAUCGCGCAUCUCUAUGCAUUUCUACGACUAGAAACUGUUGGAAAAGCUGAUUUUUUGGGCAGUGGCCAAGAAAAACUCAGAAAAGUGAACCAAAAAAAAUUUAGCCGAUUUAUAUGCCUAAAAAGGAGGGAAUCGCGUUUCUGUGUGCUUUAUGAUGCCUAAAUAUGGUAGAAGUCCCGCUUCUUUAAACUUUGAAAUGCCAAAAAAACAGGAAGAAAUGGCGUUUCGCUAUGAUUUUACGUGCAUAGAACCUGUUAGAAAUCGGGUUCACCUAGGCCUCCAAAUAACUAAAAACUGUCCGAAAUCGCGGUUUUUUAUGCUUUAAGACGCCAAAAAACAGUCGAUUUUGAGGCGCGGUGGGCAAGGACGGGAGCGGGAACAACCAGGUGAUGACCAACGGACUCACCAAGACGACGACGACCACGUUGAGCGCCAAGAAGGAGGGCCGGAGUGCCGUGCAAGCAAGGUUCGAGUACGCGUACGGUCAGUCUCCUCUCCUCUUUUCUUUCCUCACUUGCUUCGUUUCUCCUUCUUCAGUUGCCUGAAAUUAUGCUACUUAUUCUUGGAUUUUGAGUUUGGAUCAAUUGAGCAGAGCUUCCUAGGGCGCACUCCGGGUCGUCUUAGGAUUUGAAGCAGUCUCCCCGGGGCGACCCGAUCCGUAAUCUUGAAGAUAAGGUUAAAAAAAGGGGGGGUUUAGAAUGUUUUUGGAACAGUUGCAAUCGAGCAAUUUUGAAAAAAGUUCAAAUUGGCCGAAAAAUUGCGGCUUUUCAGCAUUCAUCGGAUGGACCCCCGUCCCCAGUCUUUUGCGCGCCAAAAAAAAUUUUGGGCCGCUUUUUUUGGGGGGUAGGCUACAUUUUUCAGGGAUAGGCCGCAGUUAUCACGGGGGGUAAGCCGCAUUCUUUGAGGGAUAGGCCGCAGUUAUCGAGGUGGGAUGGGGGGAUCCAGUCGACGUAUGCUUUUUGAGAUUUAUACAGUCAAAAUAUAUCAUUUUUCUGGUGAAACAUAGAAUUUCCGGCGUCCCUGAUGCUACUAAAAGCCAGAAAGGAAAAUUCGAAAAAUUUGAAAAAUACAUUCUUAGCUUCAUCAAAUGUCUUUUAACUGAAAAGCCGCUAAACAUCAAAAAAAAAACUUUUUCGAAAAAUAUUUGCAUGCCUCGCACCAGUAGAGCCUCUCCACAUCAUUAUCGUGAUCUUUUCGAAAAUCUUGGAUUUUUAGGGUACGUUCCAAACUUCGGGGCUCGGACACUGCCAGCGGCGGCAACAGUGUCGGCAGUUCCGGCGACGACGGCCCCGUCCGCCGGCCUUCAGAACCCUAAAAAUGCCGGCAGGAUCGACUGGGCCGCUAAGUGAGGCUUUUUUGAGGACGUUAGGUUCUAGAAAUAGUUGGUGACGGAAUUCAGAAGCUUAGGAAGACAUGAUCAGACAGGCUUCUGAGUGAGACUUUAUAAGGUCGUUAGGUUCUAGAAAUAGUUAGCUAGUGUUGGUAACGGCCUUUAGAACCUUAAGAAAUCCGGCAGGAUCGACUGGGCCGCCAAGUGAGGCUUUUUUGGGGACGUUGGGUUUUAGAAAUAGUUGGUGACGGCCUUCAGAAGCCUAGGAAGGCAUGAUCAGUCAGGCUUUAUAGUGAGACUUUAUAAGGUCGUUAGAUCCAAAAAAAAUAGUUAGCUAGAGUUGGUGAGUACCUAAAGAACCGUAAGAAGGCAGUACCGAUUAGGCCUCUAAUUAAGAAUUUUUCGAGGACAUAAGCUUCAAAAAAUAGUUAGCUAGAGUUGGUAACGGUCUUUAGGACCUUAAGAGCGCUGGCAGUACCGAUUAGGCUAUUAAGUGAGAAUUUUUGAGGACGUUAGGUUCAAGAAAUAGUUAGCUAGAGUUGGUAAGGACCUAAAGAACCGUAAAAAGGCAGGACCGAUUCGGCCUCUAAGUGAAGUUUUUCGAAGGAAUUAGCCUCAAAAGUUAGUUGAAUAGAGUUGGUAACGGCCUACAGGACCCUAAGAAGACAGGAUCGACUGGGCUUCUAAGUAAGACUUUUUAAGAAGGUAAGGUUCAAAAAAUAGUUAGCUAGAGUUGGUAACGACCCUAAGUAACCUAGGAAAGCCUGCAGGAUUGACUGGGACGCUACGUGAGACUUUUUAAGGACCUUAGGUUCAAAAAAUAGUUAGCUAGAGUUGGUAACGACCUUUAGGACCUUAAGAAUGCAGGAAGUACCGAUUAGGCGUCUAAUUGAGACUCUUCAAAGACAUUAACUUCAAAAAAUGAGUUGAAUAGUGUUGGUACCAACCUUCGGAACUCUAAGAAUCGACUGGGCCGCUAAGUGAGGCUUUUUGAGGACCUUACAAGAAAGGUAAUUUUACUAUGAGUUUUGAAACCCCCUCAAAUUUGACAAAAACACUUCUUGAUGUACCAGACUAAGGUUCUGAGAGUCUCAGUUUGCUCAACUUCCUAGUUUUCAAAAAAUCAGGGUCCCAAGCCUCAAUAUUUCCCAACUUUAGGGAUUUCGAAGCUUUUAUAGGAGCUUGAGGGGCUCUUUCUUAAAAAGGUUUAGACUUUCAGAGUUUUCAAGAAUUAAUUUAAGAUAAUUCCCAACUCUUCUUGUUUGCUCAAAUAAAUAAUCAUGCAAAAUUCCUCAAAUUCUCAUGAAAUAUUCCAGGUACGUCAAAUGA